Messenger RNA from Ochotona princeps (American pika), 4318 nucleotides. RefSeq names its product family with sequence similarity 184 member B (gene FAM184B). The transcript has 17 exons. Bases 341 to 3295 code for a protein of 984 amino acids. The record is from RefSeq and is a predicted model, not a curated record. NCBI's taxonomy places the organism in Eukaryota, Metazoa, Chordata, Mammalia, Lagomorpha, Ochotonidae.
AGGAAGCUAGGGAUCUCUUCCCUUGCAGCCGAAACCCGCCCCAGUCCGGGAGCUGUGCCCGGAGUCGCGAUCCACACGUGCAUGGCGCGGACGACUCGCUGCAGGGUGCGGGUGCCUGCAGAGCCAGCUGGCAAAAGAGCUAGGAGGAGAGAAGGGAGGGUGCGCCCAGGAGGCAUACGCCUCCGGUGAGCAGAACCACGCGGCAGUGCUGGCGGUGGGACUGCAGUGCCACCUUCUCCCGAGAAAGCCCACACGCGCACACGCGCACGCACGUGCCCACGGCGGGCAGGAAGAAAGAAUACAAGCCAGAGAGCCUCUGGGUGCAGAGGGUGUCUUAUUGAUGGCUUCUGUCCUCAACAACAAAAUUCACCCUCCUGGGACUUGCCCGAGUUCCACAGCCGAGGCUCCUGGUGGCACCGCCUGGAGAAUGGACUGCGACCCCGAGAUGCACGUGAAAAUGUGCAAAAAGAUCGCCCAGCUCACCAAGGUGAUUUAUGCCCUGAACACCCGUCAGGAUGAGGCCGAGGCCAGCAUGGAAGCCCUGCGCGAGGCCCACCAGGAGGAGCUCCAGGACGUGGUGGCCAAGGCCAAGCUCCUGCAGGAAAAGGGCUGCAGUGAGGACCAGGAGACACUCCUCCAGCGCAUCCAGACCCUGGAGAGUGCCCUGGAGCUACAGAAGAGGCUGACGCAGGAGGCGCUGGCUGAGUCGGCCACGUGCAGGCUGGAGACCAAAGAGAGGGAACUGCGGGUGGAGGCAGAGCACGCCGAGCGGGUGCUGACGCUCUCCAAGGAAAUGCUAGAGCUCAAGGCCAACUACGAGAAGAGGCUGCGGCACCUGAGCAGCCAUGAAGUGCCCCAGUGGGGCCGGCUUUCCCAGGAGAGCCCAGAUGCCAAGGCAGAGCCAGGCCAGGGCCCUGAGAUGCAGGACGUGCUGCUGGAGGUGGAGCGGCUGCGGGUGGAGAACCAGCAGCUAAGCCAGGACUAUGCCCGCAAGGCGGAGGAGCUACAGGCCACUUACGAAAGGGAGAAUGAGGCCAUCCGACAAGCCAUGCAGCAGUCCGUGAGCGAGGCCCUAUGGCAGUGGCAGGAGAAGGAGACGGAUCUCCGCAAGAACUUCCAGGUCCAGGAGUCAGCCCUGCAGUCCCAGGUCAGGAAGCUGGAGGGCGACCUGGAGCACCGAGGCCGCAAGAUCAGUGACCUGAAGAAGUAUGCGCAGAGGCUGAAAGAGAGGAUUCAGGACCUGGAUGUGCAGCUUAAGGAGGCUCGGCGAGAGAACACAGAGUUGAAAAGUACUGCAAAAAAGCUUGGGGAGAAGCUGGCAGUAGCCAAAGACAGACUGAUGUUGCAGGAGUGUCAUGUGGCACAGAAAACUGAUGACAUGAAGACUGAGCGGAUUCCAGAGAAUGAAGUCCUGGCGGAAGCGAAUGACUCAGAAGCCUGCAGUCUUCAUUCUCAGCAGGACCAAAGCUCUCUCAAGGAGUAUUCAUGCGCCAAAGUUGACACAGACACACAGACCAAAACAGAUGCAGGCACUGAGGCAGAAUAUAUGAAGCAACGAUUUGAAGAAGACCUUCGUAAAAUCAAACACCAGGCCGACGAGGAGAAGAAGCGCCUAAAAGAGCAGUUGGUGAAGCGCCUGGAAGACUUGGUAAAAAAGCACACCCUGGAGAUCAAGUCAGUCCGCUCAGCUGUCGAGGCUGAAAGAAAGAAGCUGCAGAGGGAAGUAGAAGCACAGUUGGAGGAAGUGAAGAAGAAAUCAGAACAGGACAUACAGCAGCUGGAAGAAGAGAAAGCAACCCUCAGCGUGAAGCUCCAGAGCUGCCUGCUUGAGGUCUUAAGGCUGGAAGAAUUUAUCCAACAAAAUAAAGUAUGCUCCCGAAGAGCUGAGGAAAAGUCCCAGGAAUUAGACUGCCAACGCCAUAGCAUUUUGGAGACCCAGGAUCUGUGCUUGCAACUGAAGGAGCCUUCCAAGAUGCCACCCAGAGGAGAGGGUCAGGACCAGCUGGCCACCAAAGAGGGAAGCAGCAGCGACGAGGAGGAAAGGAUCAAAGUGUCCCUCAAGGAGGGAAGGGACCUACAACCUGCAGAGGAUUCUUUGUGGAAGAAGGAGGCUCCCGAAGUCCAGCAUCUGCAGGGAGACUGGCAGAGCCAGAAGAUGAGAUUGCAAGCACAGGCCACAGAGGAGCACCUCAAGAAGGAAUCCAGCCACAGCCUCCAGAUCCAACAGCAAGCACACCAGGCCCUGGAGGAGAAGGCAAGACAAGAGAGGAUGCAGGCACAGCACAGCCUGCUGCUAGAGUCCCUCAGGCAGGAGCUGUCAGGGCCCCGGGCGGCCGGCUCUGAGCACCAGCAGGACCUGGAGGCGCUGCGGGCCCAGCUGAAGAUACUGGGCAGCGUGGGCGGAGGGCAGGCUGUGACCCAGUGUCUGGGCGACAGGGAGGACCACACCCUCAACACAGAGGAAGCUGACCACCCGGGCCAGGUCAGUUCCCUGCCUGACCUGGGCGAGCAGGGGCUGAGCCCCGGUUGCCGGCUGCGGGAGGAGAACGCGCAGCUCCAGGACACAGUGCGGCGGCUGCGGGCCGAAGUGGAGCAACACCAGCAGGAGGCGCUGCAGCUCCGCGGUCAGCACAGACUGCUGGAGGAGCAGCAGCAAGCCCAGCGGGCCAGGGAGGUGGAGUCAUUGCGCCAGGAGCACCGGAAGGAGAUGCAGGCCAUGGUGGCGGAGUUCAGCGGUGCCCAGGCCCGGCUGCAGGCCCGGCUGGCCGCCCUGGAAGCUGAACUGAAAGAUUCCGGAGAGAAGCCGGGGAAGGGGCCAUCCAGGCCUGAGGACCUGCAGCUGAUAGGCCGCCUGCAGACGCGCUUGAAGGAGAGAGAGGACACCAUCAAGCAGCUCAUGGAAGAGAGAAGAUUCCAGUGUGCAGCUUUUCCCAGCACAGUGUCCCAUCGGAACCGGUCCUUUUCUUUCAAUCCUCACCCAGGAUAUUUGACCCCUUCCAUGAAGAAGAAAAGGAUGGAGGAAGUGCCCAGCCGAGUGGUCAGCGUGCCAAACCUCGCCUCUUACGCGAAGAACUUUCUAAGUGGAGAUCUGAGUUCCAGAAUCAAUGCCCCCCCAAUAACUAAGUCACCCAGCUUGGACCCAAGCCCCAGCUGUGGCCGGCCUUAUAAGCCCACCCAGCCUCCAGAUGUGAAAACUACCACAAGGACACAAGAUGGUGAAACAGCCGAACCCAAAGAGGCACAGAAACCAGGCUCUGCCCACCAGGAGUGGUUCACUAAAUACUUCUCCUUCUAAACUGGUCUUUAGGACACAUGACAAACAGGACUUCGGGAAAUUUCUCUUAAAAUGUCUGAUUGGAGGAAUGAAAAAAACAGAUGACAUUCCUGUAAUAUGAUUUCUUUAUGAUAGCUCAAAUUUUGACAUUAAUGUUUUAUAUCAUUUCAUAGUGACCUCAAUUCAUUAAAAAAAAAAAAAAACCUUGAUGUUAGAUCAAACCAAUCAGUGUUAGUGAAAAAGCAGAAAUAGGAAAAUGUCAUGAAUGCCACUGUGACCUACAUUGUGUUUCUGGUGACCCUGACGUUGUAUUUCAAUUUGAUGCAUAUGAGACUUUGUGAUUUCCAUGGUCUGCUUUACAAGUGGUUUCAUUUUUUCCUUAAAAUGCCAGCCAGUCAUCACUCUUGGAAGUUAUUUCUAUUUAAAAUUCUCUAAUCCCAAAAUGCACAUCUGACCUCAAAAGGAUGAAAAUAAAACAAAGCUCAAUAUAAAUACAAAAGUGAUUUAGAAAAGAGCAACCACAACACACGAACUAGGAAUGUCCUAUGGCCUGCUUGGAGUGAGCACUCCGACUUCCUAGGUCUAGGAAAGCAGCUGAUUAGAGGACAUAACACCUACCUCAAAAGAAGCUUUGCAAGGAUGAAUUAAGCAAGACAAUAUGGUAAAGAUACCAACCUUCUUGGAAUGAUCGGACCCUGCCCCAACAGGCAUCUGAAUUUCUGUGACUGUGGCAUCAACUUGGUUGUUUGUGGAGGUUUCUAGACUGUUACUUGAAGUGGAAGAUCCAUGAAUCUCCAUUCACUGGGACUGGGUCCUUUGCAUGGGGGUGCAGUGCUUUCCCACUGCACACGGCCUCAGAAGAGGAAACGAGGAAUGGCUGUUCACGGUGCUGACCUUGCUCUUGGUCCACUCCCUGACUUGAUAACCAACAACUUGUGGUGGGCAAAAUGUUUUCUCAGACCUUUGGUGCUGGCCCAACAGGUGGCCCAUAAGCAGAUGUUCAUUUUAUGCUCUUUGAAUAAAACUAAACAACUGGACAAGAAA